AUGACGUCUCCCGAGGCCGCCGAAGCCCCGCCGGCGGGCGAAACCGCAGCCGCCCCCGCUGGCGACGCCCCCGCCGCGGACGCCUCCUCGGCGGACGCGGUCGGCGAGUCCACUACGAAAGAGGACUGCGACGGCCACGACAGCGCCGACUCCGGCGAGGUCGGCGAGCCGGGCGCGACGACGGCGGAGGAGGCGGAAGAGGACGCCAACCUGCCCGAGUGUAAGAUAAAGCGCAACUACUCGUGCAGCCACUGCACCUACUUCACGCAGAACCCGCGCUCGUACCUGUACCACCUCAAGGACGAGCACAAGGAGAAGAUCAGGGUGUACGAGUGCCCCAACUGCCUGUACGCGUCCAAGCACAGCCAGAAGCUGCAGCGGCACGUGCACAUGGUGCACGUCAUGGGCAGGGGCAAGCGGAAGAGCUCGGCGCGCUCGCCCAAGACGCCGUCGGCCAAGGCGAAGAAGGCGCCGCCGGACAGGGACAAGGGCGCGAAGGCGCCACCGCCUCUGCUGCCCUGCCCGGACGUAGUGGUGAAGCAGGAACCUGCCGGCUCCGAGGAGGAGGCGCUAGGGGACGGCUCCGCUCCGAAGGAGGGCGCCGAAGACGAGAAGUGUGAAAAGGCCGACGAAAUAACCGAAGACGGCAGUAAGGACACGUACACGUGCUCGCAGUGCCCGUUCUCCGACCAGAACAAAGCGCUAGUGGCGCGGCACGAACAGGCGGUGCACCUCCGUAAGAAGUUCUUUCGCUGCAGCAAGUGCAAUUACGUGACGCACAUGCGCGCCAGGUUCACGAAGCACGUCAAGUACCACUCGAUGCCGAUGAUCAAGUGCGACAUGUGCGACUUCCGUACGCCGUACAAGUGGAACCUGGACCGGCACUACAAGAACCACACGGGCGACGGCGCGUUCCGCUGCUCGCUGUGCAACUUCACGGCGGACAUCAAGCAGAGCCUGACGGUGCACGAGAUGAACCACCACGUGCCGCCGGCGAGUGCGGGGGCGCCCGUGCCGCGCCGCCGCAACAAGGUGGGCGCCAGCGACUCGGCGCCCGCCCCCGCCCCCGCCCCCGCAGAGGCACUUCCGCCGCCUAAAGUCAUAUCAACCCAAGAACACAGUGAACGCCAUGAUUUUCAGACUGAUUUUAUACACCCAGAUGAUAUAAUUCAUCAUAAAAAUGGCAAUGUGUACAUAAAAACAUUGAAAUGUAAGAGCUGUAAUUUCAAAGCUGCCUGGGGCAGUGAAAUGGCUCGCCAUGAAAGCAAAGUCCAUGGAGUUCUCACAAAAUUGACACCACCCAAAAAGUUUCCUCGACCAAUACCUAACUUGAUACCCAUACAGCCAAGGGCAUCAGUCUUGAAACCUGGAGUGUCACCUUUAUCAGAAAAUUCACUGAGUGAAAAGGAUUUAAAUGAAAUAUGUGCAAAAUCAUGUGCAAAUAGCUCUCUUAGAGAUUUUGCAUCUGUAAUAGGUGAUGAAAACGCAUUCACAGUUUCAGGAGAAGAAAAAAGUAAGUCAUGGAUGGAUGAAAUGAAAAAGAAAAGUUCUUCAUUUUUGGAUCAAAUUAAAGAGAAAUUAUUAAUUGGUCCAGGUGAUUCCUCUAGUUUAGUGUGCACAUUCUGCAACUAUGAAUGCAAAUGUCUUUCAGAAUUUGUUAGACAUGAGAAACAACACAACUUAGGAAGUAACAGAACAUUGUGUGUGGGAGGCAAUUCAUCCACUAUACUGAGUGGUACAGAGCUCUCGUCAACUAGAUGCCAGCAUUGCAGACAGCGCUGCAAAACAAGUGCUGACUUGGUCAUUCAUCUGCAAUCAUGUACAGAAGCAAACAGAUACACAAAAGGGUCCAAUGAUAUAAAUCUUAAAACAUCUGAUGAUGUGUGUGAAAUGAACGGAGAACUUACGCUGAAUGAACCGUACACUGACAAACAAGAAACAGCACAUCCCAUGGUAAACAAAGUAUUUGUAUGGAAUGAAUUUGGUCAAGAUAUGGAGAGUGACCAGAAUGGUCAGCUCCCAUCAGAUGAAAUGCAGGAACAAGAAAAUAUGUCAGUUGAUAAUGAAACUGAGAGCUGUCUACAACUUAAUGGAGGCUGCAAACCAUCUGACAAUGAAGUAGGCCUCGUUGGGUUUGAGACCGCUCCUGGUUAUGGGGCUGUAAGUAACACAAGUGAUGAUGGGACUCCAGCAAGCAACAGUGACUCAGCUGCGACUCCUGGUACAUAUACUGUUGUUAAAAGGGUAUUCAAGUGCCCACACUGCACUUUCUGGGCAUCCACAGCAUCUCGAUUCCACGUUCAUAUUGUUGGACAUCUGAACAAGAAACCAUUUGAAUGCUCACUGUGUGCUUAUCGCUCAAACUGGAGAUGGGAUAUUACAAAACAUAUUAGAUUGAAAGUAGUCCGUGACAAGAAUCAUGCAGACGCGAAAGUCUUGAUGACAGAUGAAACAGGUCGACGGAAUUAUAGCAAGUAUAACAAGUAUCUAACAGCACUGAGAAUGCGUGAAUAUCUUCCAUCUACCACCGAUCAACAAAGACUGCUGCCAACACCACCUCGUCUCACACGUGCUCCUACACCACCAGCAGAUGGGGUAUGUGGUGUCCCUCCUGGUCCACUUCGCCCACCUCCACCCCUCCGUGCUGCACAUUCUAUGAUCUCGUCAGUACCAUCACAAGUACAGUCUCAAGAACCAGUGGUACAGAAAACAAUAUCUGGCCAAAAAAGAUCAGCAUCUGAUGCUGCUCUUACAGAUAAGCCCCCAGUUGAGGUCAAGAGAACAUUGUGGAAGUGCAAGAAAUGCAAUUUCCGUGAUGCAAGCCGUGAACUAGUGCUUAGUCAUGUCAAGGGACACUACCAGGAACGUCUUCUUUCACAGGGUGGAGCUUCAGGUGAUACUCCAGUUUUGAAAAACAAUAAAGACAACUCACAGUCACCUAGAAAUGAAAGCACCCAUCAAAUAAUAAAAAAUGAAACACAAAAUGAGGAUGUCAAUAUGAGUAUGACAGAAACAAGUCUAAGUGCUACAGGGGAAACUACAGUGAAGCAGGAAAAGGAAGAUGAUUCAUUCAGAUGUACCAUAUGUCCUUUCAUAACAAAUCUCGAGAACGCUUUAGAAGAACACCUUGAGAACCAUGCUUCCCAAAGUGUGAAUGAUCUCAAAUGUACAAUGUGUUCAUACUCUGUUGUUGACAAAAGUGAGUUAUCAGAACAUAUGAAGCUACAUGGUGUUAUGGAUGCAGAGCCAGGUGAUGACAAUUAUCAUCAUGAUAUGUCUGUGGACAAAAACUCGGAGGAAGAAGAGAAUGAGAGUUCACCGCAACAGACUGGCACAGAUGGAAGUAUGUGCAAACGCUACAGAUGUGCAAAUUGUCCAUAUCUCAGUAACAGCAAGAGCCAGUUUCUUUACCACAAGCAGUUUCACAGGCCACGUGGAGCACCUUUCAAAUGUGGUAUCUGUUCAUAUAAUGUUAGCAAACGCCACCUACUUCAUCAGCAUCUGCGUGUGCAUGGCAUUCUUAUUCCACCCCAGAAAAGUCCCACCAAGUCUGGAAAAGAGAGCCAGGAUGAAAGUGCUGAUGAACUAGUUCAAACAUCAGUGUCUGGGGACAUUAAGAGGCCAACAUCAAUGGUAGACCAUCGACUAACAUCUCUAGAUACUAGUGGUUUAUCACAGGUGCCAUUAGUUUGGGUUUCUCGAGAGAGUAAAUUUUUUAAAAUGUACAAAUGCCGAUACUGCCCACAUGUAAAUUUUCGUAAAGCUAAUAUCCUGGAACAUGAGAAAAUGCAUACUGACAGAACCAAAGAUGUUAACAGUCAUAAUGAUAGUGGAGGGAAAGCUCAGUCAAGCAAUAAUCUAGUUCAGCACCAUUGUCCAGAAUGUAAUUACAUUUGUAAUAAUGCUGGAGUACUAUCAUCACAUGCUAAAGUUCAUCAAGGAUUCUAUGGUCAGAUUCAUGCCCUGGUAGACCCUUCUAGAACAGAUGAAGCGCAGCUUGAAGAGCUCUCUGCAAUGGUGACUAUUGAGAGUGAUUGUACAGGUACUAAGCAACCUAUAAAUAAUAUUAAAAAUGAACAAACAGGAAGUUCUGAUUCAAAUAAAGACAUCUCAUUAGCUGCUGAUGGCACAGAAACUUCUAAAAAAGAUGAAAAUCAAAAAUGUGACCCUUCAGUUUUGGAGGAAUCUGUGUCUAUAAGUGACAGUACCAAGAGAAGUCUUUACUUUUGCCCUCGCUGUCCUGCAAGAUUCUUGUGUGAAAAGGAAUUGAAAAUUCACCGUAGGUACCAUAUUUUCCAUUUGUCACAUGUAUGUGAGUUUUGCUCCUACACUGCUAAGCAGCGAUCCUACCUUCUUGCUCAUAUGAAAGUCCAUACAGAUGAAUACCAGAAAAAAACAGACAUGCUUCUUGAAAUGUAUGGAUCGUGUCAGGAAUAUCCUCGGCCACAGAUAGCUGUUGACAAUUCUGAGGCUGCUAAUGUCAUGUGGGUAGUUAUUGACAAGUCAGGAAAAAAGGACAGCAGAAUGGAUCCACGUGGAACUGACAAGCAUUAUACCUGCGAUCGUUGUCCUGCGAAAUUCCUUAAAAGUGAUUCUUUACAUUAUCACAUAUCAAUGCAUGGAGGUCAAGGACAGUACAAGUGUAAAUACUGUGACUACACUGCUAAAACAUUUGGUCACUUAAUUAAACAUGAAAAUGUUCACCAAGAUAGAAUAUUUCCUCUAGACUCUUCUCUUCUAUCCACAACAAACAAAGUAUCACCUGAGAGUGUUUCUGACAGCAAAACUUGGCCACAGUCUGAUGCAACUGAACAAAAGACCAUUUCACAAAAGGUUUCACCAGAAAGAAGUGGCAUAUUACAAUCUGUCUCAAAAGAGCGUCCACAGCUGCAUGUAGAUCCACAGUUUGGAAUUCUUAUGCACGGAAAUCCCGACUUCAUUUAUCCCACUUACUUAAAAAAUGGUAGACUGAAAGAAAAACGUUAUAAAUGUCACAAAUGUCCUUCAGCAUUUGAGAAACGUGAGCAAUACAGGACACACCUUUCACUUCAUGGUGCGAAGCAGAGAUACAGAUGUGAAAAAUGUGAUUACUCUGUAAAGUACUAUGCCAACUACAUACAGCAUAUGCGUAAACACAAGGAUAAUGAUGACGCCCAAGCAGCACGGUUGAUAGAAAAAAAAAAGUCUGAUCAUGAGUUACUUGAUAUAAAAGAAGAAAUUACAGAAACAGAAGCAGACGCAGAAACAGAACCAGCAUCAGUACCAGAGUCAGAAGUGGAACUACAAUCACAGCAGCAGAAAGAACCAGGGCCAGUGCCAGAGCCAGAGCCGGAGUCAGAGCAAGUACCAGUACCAGCACAAGUACCAGUACCAGUACCAGAACCACCACAAGUAACAGAACCAGAAUCAGAACUAGUAGCAGUACCAGUACCAGUACCAGAACAAGAAUCAGGACCAGUAUCGAUACCAGUACCAGAACCAGAAUCAGGAUCAGUAACGAUACCAGUACCAGAACCAGAAUCAGGAUCAGUAACGAUACCAGUACCAGAACCAGAGCCAGUGACAGUAACAGAGCCCGAGGUGCAGUUUCAGCCAGAAGAGACUAGUAAACCAGCAGGAAUUCGUGCCAGGAAGAGUAUUGGAUCUACUUCUAAACCUGGCCCAGUUCAGAUGACUGUAGCAGAUCGGCAAAUACUGUUAUUGAUGCAGAUGAAACAUGCGGAAAGUCUGAAAGCAUCGCAAGAGACUUUCAAGGAGCAGUUGCAGAAAAGCUACUGGUGCCCCCAUUGUCCCUAUUCGACUCCUCAACAUGAUGACCUAGAAAUCCAUAUUAGGAAGCACACAUCAGCAUCUGGUAUACAUUCAAAUUACCUAUGUGAUUACUGUGAUUACUCUGUGCCAUCUGCUCAUUUUUUACAUGAACAUCAUAAGUUGCACUUUGCUCAGAAGAGGUUUGCAACAGAAUGUUUCAUGAAGAGUAGAUGUAUACAGAUAUGGAGACAAGAAACUGGUGAAACAGACAGUGUAGAAACUGGUAAAGACCAGCCCUCUGAGGACUGUGAAAGAUCAGGAAAACAUCUAGCAUUUAAAGAUAGGGGUACUUCUGUGGAAAUUCAGGACAGAUUUGAACCAAUUUUACAAGAGGAAAGCGCUUGUGUAAACCUGGACAUAAAUGCAGAGAAGAAAGUCACAAUUGAUUUAGAUACUGGUGACCCAAUUGACAUGGAAGCCAAUUACCAGGAAAGUGGUGAUACAAAUGAUAGUUCUGCAGACAAAGAGAAAUUUUUAGAGGAACUCGACUUAGAAACCAAAGAAGCUGAAAUGGAAGAAGCUGAAAUGGAAGAAGCUGAAAUGGAAGAAGCUGAAAUGGAAGAAGCUGAAAUGGAUACUGAGAUACCUCAUGAGUUGAGGUGUGUGAUUAAGCAGGAACUACCAGACAGCGAAUAUGCUGAGGAUGAUAGUUCGAGCAUUGUUGAUGGUACAAUAGAAUCCACAGAGUACUUGAAAACUGUUGAAGAUGUGUGUAUUUCAUGACAUUAGUUUAAAAAUAACAAUUAGUCUAGACAUUUGCAGAACAGGAAAAGACUGGCCAGAUUUACAGAUUUUACAAGUUAAUUUGUGUAUGUAAUUAGCCGCUGUUUGAAGUGGUAACACCAUUAAUAUGCCACUGAAUAAUGUAGUUUACAGAGAGUGAGUCUGUGAAUUAGAAAAAGCCAAAGCAAAGAUUUUAAUAUUUUCAUAAGUGUAUAUAUGUAGAGUUUUGUGCAUAAGUUAAGUUAGUAAGACUUUUUUCCAGUUCAGAGGGAUAUACAUCUCUCGUAAGUCCAAGGGACCAUCUAUUUGACCAACAAAGACUGUUUAGAAAGCACUAUAGCUAUUUUUCCUUCAUGUUAUGAGCUGAUUUUGCAGAACAAUUCAGCAAUUUUCGUAGUUACCUCCUUUUGCAUUGUUAUGUGAUGUGCUAUUCUGCUCAUGAUUGUGUGUGUCAGAAAUAAGCAUUAAUUGGCAGUUUUUGUCUUCCCUCUAAGAAGUAUGAAGGAUUAUGUUAUCAUAAAUAAAUGACUUUACAACUGUGAGACUAUAUGUAUGAAUGUAAAUGCUGUUAUUAAAAAAUACAUACACAAAAAUAAUUUACACCCAUCAUAGAGUACAAAAAAACUGUAAACGUGUUAAACAGAAUCCUUCUUUCUUUGAGGGAAAAGAGAAUUAUUCACAUUCUGACUGCUCUUUUUCUGUGCCUCUCGUACUGUAAUUUUCUUAAUACCUGUGCAAAUAUUUGUUGUUU
Messenger RNA from Schistocerca nitens (vagrant locust), 7285 nucleotides. RefSeq lists its product as uncharacterized. The transcript has 10 exons. The record is from RefSeq and is a predicted model, not a curated record. Gene Ontology annotation, cellular component: nucleus. Gene Ontology annotation, biological process: regulation of gene expression. NCBI's taxonomy places the organism in Eukaryota, Metazoa, Arthropoda, Insecta, Orthoptera, Acrididae. The coding region runs from base 1 to 6534 and encodes 2177 amino acids.